Thlaspi arvense is the source of this 999-nucleotide messenger RNA. Lineage: Eukaryota; Viridiplantae; Streptophyta; Magnoliopsida; Brassicales; Brassicaceae. The record is from the annotation of a GenBank genome assembly.
AUGGAUACUAGUAUCGUUUUAAAAAAACGCACGAUGAUGUGGUUCUACUUGGGGAUGUUGUUCUUUUGCAUGUUUGCCGAGUCGAAUGCUCAACUGUCGGAGAAUUUCUACGCCUCGACAUGCCCUAACGUGGAGCUCAUCGUUCGGCAGGCGGUUACAACGAAAAUCCGACAAACCUUCACGACGGCUCCGGCAACGUUACGGAUGUUCUUUCACGACUGCUUCGUCGGUGGAUGUGAUGCUUCUGUGUUAAUAGCAUCUGACAAUGGAGACGCAGAGAAGGACGCGUCGGACAAUAUAUCUCUUGCCGGAGACGGAUUCGACACUGUGGUCAAGGCUAAGCUCGCUGUCGAAGCUCAAUGUCCAGGCCUUGUGUCAUGUGCAGAUAUCAUGGCUCUCGCCGCCAGGGACGUCGUCGUCCUUGUUGGAGGGCCAGAGUUUAAGGUGGAGCUAGGUAGACGAGACGGGCUUGUGUCGCAGGCGUCUCUUGUGGACGGGAACUUACCUGGACCGGAGCUAGACGUGACAGGUCUGGUCGAUAUGUUCGCUAGAAACGGCUUAUCAAUGACCGACAUGAUUGCUCUCUCAGGCGCACACACAAUCGGAUUCUCUCACUGCGACCGUUUCGCUCACCGUCUCUACAACUACUCAGCGUUCAUGCCCGUGGAUCCCACUCUCGACCCGGCCUACGCACAGCAGCUGAUGCAAGCCUGCCCUCGAGUUGGGGCGGACCCCAGCAUCGCCUUGAAUAUGGACCUAACAACCCCAAAUGUCUUUGACAAUGUCUACUUUCAGAACCUCGUGGCUCGGAAAGGCCUUUUCACAUCCGAUCAAGUUCUGUUUAAUGAUUUCAGGUCUCAGGCCACAGUGUUCAGGUUUGCUAACAAUGCUGGAGAAUUCUACAGCGCUUUCACCGACGCUAUGAGGAAACUCGGCCGCGUUGGAGUUAAGGUUGGGAGCCAAGGAGAGAUUCGAAGGGAUUGCUCUGCUUUUAAUUAA